AUGGCUCAUCCCGGCGUCGGCCGAACCUCCUUCUCUCUUCCCUCUCGAGCCACUGCCGCCUACUCUCCUCAAGCAAGCUCCACAGCGCCGCCGCUUUUUGUCAUCGUCAGCAUCGCCGCUACCUCGCCACCUUUGUCGGAUAAAGGACAAAAACGCGCGUUUUUUACAACAAACCCAACGCGACCCGUUUCGGAACUAGCGGCGGGUUCGCCAGCUCAACGCGAUCAACCGUACGUGUCUCUGGACGGCAUCGGAUGGCCAGCAUCGCUCCGCCACCACGACGUCGUGAUCGCAACACCCUGGAGGCGAGCCGACACGAGCUCCGAGAAUGGCAAGUGGCGACCGGGAAACCCUCUCCGCCGCCGGCUCCGCCUUCAAAACCCUAGUCCUAUGUACGCCUGCUCUACUCGAACCAACCCUCCUCCUCUCCCUCGAGAAUUCAAAGUACAGAUCUCGGCGAGAGAGGGACAAGGGCGUCGCGUCGCUGCCGGCCUCGAUUCGCUUCGUUCGAUGGGCUGCGGCGGGUCGAAACCGGAGAUGGGCAGUGAGAACCUCCGGCGCAAGGCCAUGGAGGUCCAGCGGCGCCUGCGGCCUGGGCGCCACCUCAGCAUCGCCUCCUCCACCGAUCUCCCCUGCUCCGAGGAUGCGAACGGCGAGUAUAACCUCGUUGCGACUCCCUCCUCCACCGCCGCCGUCAUCGCGGAGGAGGAAGAAGGGGGAAAGAAGUUAGCCGCGAUGGAGGCGGUAGAGGAGGCGGAUACGGUGGAAGCGGAGGAGGAGAAGGGGAAGAAACUGCGGCGGGCGGUCGCCGAGGACGAGCAGUUUCCGGGGUCGCCGAGUUUUAGAUUUUACUUCGCCGGGCCCACAGACGGGUCCGUAAUCUUACAAAGAGAGGAUAUUGAGAAAAGUAAACACUCUGUGGAUGGAUCAAAACACAAGAGCCAGCCUAUGAACUCAACAAAAGAGGAUUUGGAUACUAAGCAAGGAAAGCCAAAGGCGAAGAGAAAGAGCAAAUUGAGAGCAUUAACAAAGGCUCCUAUGAUUCAUAUAUUCAAUGCGAGGAAUUAUUCCAAAGUUGCUCAUGCAAGGGAUCACCAUGCAAUGUAGUCGAGCACGAGUAGUGUUUUCACUAUUGGAUCAGCAAGUGAACCGGUGGCUCGAUGAGUCGGGUCAAACAAUUCGGUUCGGCCGCGGGUUGUUUGCUUGAUUUGCGGGUUGACCGUUGCCUGGUCCAUUUUCAGAAACACAGCUCUCUGAAGUUUAGCUUCAUUUUAUAUGGAUGUGUGUUGUGUUCUGUUGGGAAGGCUUUGAGAUCAUAUUUCAUUGCUAUUCUCUUAAUGAUUUGAUAAUGUUUAUUGGUUUAUUCAUUGCCUUG
Molecule: messenger RNA, 1375 nt
Organism: Zingiber officinale
Lineage: Eukaryota; Viridiplantae; Streptophyta; Magnoliopsida; Zingiberales; Zingiberaceae
Exons: 4
Coding region: 1-1107 (368 amino acids)
Source: RefSeq, a predicted model, not a curated record